Messenger RNA from Lethenteron reissneri (Far Eastern brook lamprey), 5020 nucleotides. RefSeq names its product solute carrier family 22 member 3-like. Lineage: Eukaryota; Metazoa; Chordata; Hyperoartia; Petromyzontiformes; Petromyzontidae. The record is from RefSeq and is a predicted model, not a curated record. Gene Ontology annotation, cellular component: membrane. Gene Ontology annotation, molecular function: transmembrane transporter activity. Gene Ontology annotation, biological process: transmembrane transport.
AUGUCACAUGGUGUAAGAUCCAUGAUAAUCAUUCAAUUGUUUAAAAUGUCUUAACAAUCCUUCCUCAUUUUAACUUUUUAAGUCUCUGGUCACAUCCCCUGGGUGCCACUCAAUGGCUCUCUAACCUGCACCCAACUGUCACGCAUUCGGAGCAACCUCUUACGCCUAGCUAAAUCUGCAACUCUUGCCAGAUUCUGAGCUUUAAAGCCACUUAACCCUAUGCUGCUGCAAAGUUUCUAACAUCAGGCAUGCAGAAGUAUCUAAAGACCAGAAGGAGUCCAGAAUAAUAUGCUCCUGUCUCCCACGGUCCCACCUGCCUGAGCAUUAUGUUAACCUUUAAUAUUUUAAAGGGGUUCGUAUACAGUACUCCAUAAAAACCUGUUCGUCAUCAAUCUAUUGAUGGCCUUAGACCCCUGGAUGAAACCUAUUCCUUCCUCAAAUGCCUUCACGCUCUAAGUUCUGACUGAAACCUGGGGCAAAGAUGCGAGAGCCCAUCUCCAUCGUCAACUCGAGUAUCUUGCAUCGUGGUCACAGUCAUGCACAUCUAAAUUGCAUUGGGGUGUAGAAGCUUUGUUAAAAAAUAUAUUUAAUCCCACCAAUCGUCAACUUCAUUCCAACUGCAAAGUCUGCAAUGCCCCGGCCAAGAUUUAAGCUGACAAACCUCCAUUAUUUGCAAAUGUUUUAUCUCCGGUGUAAAUGAUCCAUCUUUGUGUAUGCCCCCCCCCCACCCAAUUCAUUUCAUUAUUCACCGCUUUACGAAAUAUACCUACAACAUAUUCCUUAGCGAUUUGCUUGCCUUGCGUGAAAUGCUUGUAUCAUUUAUUUCCACAACCAUUUUUAUUCUUGCAACACAACUCAAAGACGAAGCAUUGUUAGCCUAAAAUCAACCAACCAUGCAGGUUCUCGUGUUCCCUGCUAAUCUGUUCUGCUCUGAGCUAUUAGUCUCCCCUAUGGAUUAUGUUUGGUGGGGGGAGCUGCAGACCCUGGCAACUUGUUGCAAUCGAGCGGUUCUGUACGACGAUGAAUGUGGCCUUUCAGACUUCCGUCACCAUACGGCAAGUACACUCUCAAAUCCCGGCAGCCUCAGCACCGUUCGCUAUGCAUUCAAUCGCACACCUUGAAAGAUGCGUCCCCGUCAGCCCAUGCGAUUCAUUACUGCAGUGCGCCUACCUGUGGCGACAACGCACUGCACAAAGGCACUUUGUACACGAAGCACAUUUUUGUCAGAAUUAUGGGCAUUGAUCGGUUUACGUCGCACGUGCAUCGCCCAAUCUUUAAUAACAACGUGGUAAUUGACAUUUCAUUCUCUCUUAAUAAAACAUCUCAUCGGUAACAAGAAAACUACUAAUAUUCGGUCACCAUUAACGGCACAUUGGAUUUGGUGUCGUGUUUCAAACGUUGACAAAUGUCACUACGGGUAUGUCCACAACGGAGGCACUUUCACUGUACGUUAUUGCCUUAAACGAUGCUGUACAACUCUAAGAAUAUCUUGUUAGGUUUCUCAUCAGGCUCGGCCCAAAUGUGACCCAACUCCAUGGUUCCAGCCACCAUCACCGCACAACCCCAACCGCCCCCUCUCAUCACACUUGCCCCGGGUCUCCCUCUUUCAGCGCAGCUUGCCAAAGCGCUCAAGUGGCUUCAAAAAGCCCAACUCGUCCCAUCCAAAAACCUUCCCUGUCGGUGGUGGCGGCUUUUGGCUGGCCAUCAAAGACGGUCACAGCAUCACGCGCUUUCGGAUGCGCUUCUGCGGCCGUCUGGAACGCUCUUCCGUCCGAUAUUAGGAAGCCACUGAAGCUAUGCACUUAAAAAAAAUCUCGAUUUAUAACUAAUUCCUUGAACUUAUUUUAGUAUUUAGUUUGUAGUCCUUCCCCCGCACCUCUGAUUAGCACGGUUGGCUACGUGCGGUGCAAACGAAGUUCAACAUUCAUACGUAUAACGGUGAUGAGGGCUGAUUGCUCACACCACUGCUUUUUCGCCACCAUUGCUGACAGAAUGAGCUCUAUAGAGCCACUCGAGGCUCUCGAGGGCAUUCUGGACAACUCUGUGACGCUGCGAAUAUCAACAAUUUACCCCCACCGCUCGCGAUCUACCGAUCGGCUGACUUUGGUGGCAUCUAACGCCAUACCCGAGCAUAUAAUUAAUGCAAAAGUUGUGAAAAUUGAGAGGGGAGUGCGAAGAGGGGAAAUCGUUAAAAUGGCAGGCCUACGCAGUUGUCAAAGUAUUAUGCAACACUGGGAGUUGAUUGUUGUCAUCAACGACGAACGGCAACACCCAAAAGCACUGUGGCUGCUCUUGGUAUGCGGUUGCCAUCGUAGCCUUUGGCUGACUUGGCUUAACUGGUCACACAUUCCCCACACAAUGUGCACCCAUUCUUUGCAGCACCUUUCAGCGGUCUGCAAUAACACUUGUGGCCAAAAAAAUAUCUUUUAGAGCUGUACAUUAACGUGUGGGUGUUAAAAUGUCCAUUCGUGUUUUUAUAGAAGUUAUCCCCAGUGUUCCAUUGUGAUUUAUAAAUCCUUGCAAUAAUUACAUGCACUUCAAUAAUUAAUGUAUAAUUCACUUUCAAAGCCUUCAUCGGUGACAUAUUUGACGAUUGCGUGAACUUACACUUUCCGAGGCAACAUUCAUCAGCCUACACAAGUUAAUUUAACAUAAAAAAACGAAUCAUUUAAGUCUUCGAAUUAGUCACAGCUUGCUUAUAAUACUGCUCUCUCAUAGAUGCGACAUCUAUUCGAUUAGUUUCUGAAAAAGCGGAACACACAAACACACUGCACUGGGGAUUGUUUUGUAUUAGCGUAUUAUUAUCCAUAACUUAAUACAGCAUGAAUUUGAGCAAAAGUCUCCUUCGAGAAAACUCGUAAAACAGCUCAGCAGUAAUUACUUUCUCAACUCGUCCGAAGUGGAUUAUAUUCAAUCGAGCUGUGAGAGCGAGAUGAGUUUUGACGCCCUGCUCAGGGACGUCGGGGAGUUUGGACCCUAUCAGAAGCGCGUCUUCGUCAUGCUCUGCUUGCCCUGCACCGUCUUCUCAUUCCAGUACCUCGGCGUACUCUUCCUGGGGCAAGUGCCCCGCCACCGAUGCAAGGACCCGCCAGAGACGCGGCAAGCGGUCACCCCCCACUGCGGCGUCAGCCCGGCAGCCGCGCGUGGCAACUGGAGCGAGACGCGCACCGCCGCUGCCCAUGGGUUCGGAUGGGACCUCCGCUGCAAGCGGCUCAACCUGACAUCGUGGGUUGCAAUCUUGAAUUCCUCCUCUUCCUCUUCGUGCCAGCCGCCCGCGCUGGGGCUCAGAGCUGGGUGGCCACCCAACGCGUCCCUGUCCGACCACCUCGUGCCCUGUGACCUCGGCUGGGAAUUUAACCGUGAGGAGGCGGAGUCGACGAUCGUCACGGAGUUCGGGCUCGUUUGUGAGAAUGCUUGGCUUCUCGAUUUCGCCCAGGCCCUUCUAAACCUGGGCUUUUUGCUUGGAGCCAUCAUCAUGGGCUACAUCUCUGACAGGUUCGGACGUCGCUGGAGCUUCCUGAUCUCCAUCGUGCUGCAGACCGUGUCCGGGGUGCUGGUGUCCCUCGCGCCCAACUACGCCACGUUCGUCGCCCUGCGUACCCUACAGGGGAUAUUCAACAUGGGCAGCUGGACGACCGGCUUUGUGAUUGUGACCGAGUUUGUGGGCUCCAGCCAGCGCAAAGUGGUGCACAUGGUGCUGCAGAUGUUCUUCAGCUUCGGAGUCAUCAUAACGCCUGGCAUCGCUUACUACCUACGCACGUGGCGCUACCUGCAACUUGCGUUCACAUUACCUAACGCCAUCUUCAUUACCUACUACUGGUUGCUGCCUGAAUCUCCGCGCUGGCUGCUCUCGCGGAAUCGUAAGAAAGAAGUGGUGGCCGCUUUUGAGAAAAUUGCACGAGGCAACAGGCGAGUUCUGUCCAGCUCCUUCCAAAAGGGUUUUCAGGCGAUAACAGCAGCUGACAUGAAGUCCCCCAGCCCAUCUCUUAUGGACCUGCUGAGGUCCCCAAAGAUUCGCAAGUACACCCUGGUGCUCAUGUUCUACUGGUUCGUGGUAGCCGUGGUGUACCAGGGGCUGGCGCUGAGCACGGGGAACCUGGGAGGUAACCUGUACGUGGCGUUUCUGCUGGGUGGCGUGGCUGAGAUCCCCGGAGCCCUGUUGGCGAUUGCCCUCGUGGACCGCAUCGGACGGCUGCCCCUCAUGUCCGUGGGGCCCGUCCUCUCGGGCCUCUUCUGCCUCGCGUCCACUCUGGUGCCCGUCGAGAUGGAGUGGCUGUAUGUGGCACUGGUCAUGCUGGCCCGCCUCUGCAUGACGAUGGCCUACCAGAUGGUGUGUCUGCUCAGCAACGAGCUGUACCCCACGUUCCUCAGGAAUUUUGCCGUGUCUAUAUGCUCAUCACUGUCUGGCAUUGGUGGGAUAGCUGCGCCGUUUCUCCUCUACCGACUGUACAACAUCUGGAAGCAUCUUCCACUCAUUAUAUUUGGGAUUCUAGCGAUUGCUGAAGGAUUUUUAAUUCUGCUUCUGCCAGAAACAAAAGGCCUGCCUUUGCCUGAAACCAUUCAAGAUGCGGAGAACAUCGGAAAGAUUCAAAAGGCAAAGCUGGCAAGCAGGUCGAACCCGCACAGAGACGCGAUAUAUUCACUUGGGAAGGCAGCGAGCAACAACAUGGAACUCGAGUGUAUAUAAGCGUCGGGUGAAAGGACCCUGUGCGAAACACGCGAAGAUGAAUGUUAUCAUUAGUUUACACUGAUUUGUAUUUUUGUGAUUAUUUGAAUCAUUUCUGUUCCCAGUAGUUGAAGUUAAUGCAUAAACUGUGAAAAUCAAAUGCUGAACUGAUAACUUUGUAUUAAUUCGGUUACUCUGGUGUAACAGUCAACAUAGAGAGUUACUUACACAUUGAUAUCAUGUAAAUGAGAUUAAUAUACGGUGUGAAGUAUACACGGGAGUUUGAAUGAAUCUUUAACCCCUCCAUCUAUGUUAUAUGUGUGGGAGGCGGGAAUAAAAAAACCCAUUGCGUCA